AUGCUUCAAUUGUUCGUCCUGUUGACGACGUAUCUUCCGCGAACUCACACAGAGACCUUCACCAUCGGGUACCUUACUGGUUCCCAAAGACGUCCAGGCGACCUUGAGUAUCCGCGUCCAGGCCUAACGAUUUCCGGCGCCAUAUCCUUAGCCGUGGAGGAGGUCAACCGGGGCCCAUUGGCGAAGAGGGGCCAUAAGCUGGAGUUUAUAGUCGCCGAGACGUACGGCGAGGAGAUCAUCAGCGUGCAGAAGACCGCCGACCUGUGGACUAAGAACGUUUCUGUGUACGUUGGACCGCAGGAGACCUGCGAGCACGAGGCGUUUAUGGCAGCAGCCUUCAAUGUGCCCAUGAUAUCCUAUUUCUGCACCCACGCUGCAACAUCCGACAAGUCGAAGUUUCCAACAUUCGCCAGAACCAGACCUCCCGACACUCAAAUAUCGAAAUCGGUAGCGUCUGUUUUAACUGCGUUCAAUUGGACUCAUGUGGUCCUUUUGUAUCUAAAUUCCCCUGAUUUCGAGUUUGGGAAUAUAGCUAGUAUAAUACUAUCUACAUUGUCUUCAGCAGGGAUAACAGUAAUUACAGUAAAAUACUGGGAUACACCCUAUCAUCACGGAUACUUUACCAACCCCUUCUACAAGCUAGUAGAGGAAACGUAUCGUGAUACAAGAAUUUUCGUGAUUUUGGGCCACUAUUAUGAACACUUGGGACUCAUGGUGGCUAUGGAAGAGAAGAAGCUCUUCGAAAAAGGUGAAUAUUUUGUAGUAGGCGUAGACAUCGAACAAUACGACAACGAAAAUCCCACCAAGUACCUCCGCGGCCUACUACGUGACGAUAUCGAUCCCGUCGCGGAGAAGGCUUACAGGAGUUACCUUGGGGUAGUCCCAUCCAGUCCUGUCGGCUUUGAGAACUUCACCACGCUGGUCAACUCGUACAUGGAAAGGCCGCCUUUUAACUUCCCUAAUCCCCUUACUUAUUUUGGGGGAGAAAAAAGGAUCAGAGCAGAAGCGGCCUACCUGUACGAUGCUGUCCACCUUUACGCUAAGGCCCUGAUGAAGGUCAUGGAUAGAGGUGGAAAUCCUAGAAAUGGUACAGCUAUCAUUGAUUCCAUGAAGGAGACACAUUAUAAAAGCGCCAUGGGAUACAUCGUCUACAUGGACGAGAAUAGCGACGCGGAAGGUAAUUACACGUUAAUAGCGAGAAGAACAUUAGCGAACAAAGAAAAAGAAUACGGACUGUUUCCAGUCGGGGUUUUCGCCCUGCGAAGGACGGAUUCCAGAUUGCCAUUGCUCCACAUGACCGACACCAUAGACUGGAUUACAGGCAGUCCACCAAUAGCAGCGCCAUCUUGUGGCUUCAGAGGAGAAAAAUGCAUUACGCACACGGUGGAGAUAACGAGCGGCGUGACGGGGGGGAUAUUUCUGGUAAUUUUAAUAAUCUCGCUGGUCUUAUACCGGAACUGGAGGUAUGAACAGGAGCUGGACAGUCUGCUGUGGAAGGUCGACUACAAGGAUAUCCAGAUAAACGAGGAGGCGAAUUCCAAUAGCCAAGGGACCAAAGUUACUAGAUCAAUUCAUCCCCUGAUAAGGACCAGCCAAGUAUCCUUAAGUUCGAAUCCUGAUGCGGAUUUCCGAUACUCUACGAUAUUCACACAAAUUGGUAUUUACAAGGGAAGAAUCUUCGCAAUCAAAAAAGUACACAAGAAAUCAAUAGACAUCACGAGGGAGAUGAAAAAGGAGCUGAAGAUGAUGAGAGAUCUUCGACACGACAACUUGAACGCUUUCAUAGGGGCAUGCACGGAUCCGCCAAAUAUUUGCAUAGUCACAGAAUAUUGCACCAGAGGGAGCUUAAAAGAUAUUCUGGAAAAUGAAGAUGUCAAACUAGACAAUAUGUUUAUAGCCUCUUUAGUGGGAGAUAUUUUAAGGGGCAUGAUUUACUUGCACGAAUCCCCGGUGAGGUUUCACGGGGCGUUGCACACAGCCAACUGUCUGGUAGAUUCCAGAUGGGUCGUGAAGGUGGCCGAUUUCGGCUUAAGGGAAUUCAAGAAGGGGGCUGAGGAUCACUCGCUCAAGGACCCUGCCAAGAUCCGGGAGAAGUGUUACAGUCUCUUAUAUCGUGCCCCCGAGCUUCUACGGACCAACGAGUCGUUCCUGUCGAAGGACCACCCCAGCGGAACGCAAAAGGGCGACGUCUACUCCUUCGGCAUCAUAUUGUACGAGCUACACAGCCGGCACGGUCCAUUUGGGGAUACCAGUCUCUCCGCUGCGGAGAUCCUGAACAAAGUCAUCCACUGCGUUAAUCCUGCCAGUCCUUUCAGACCACCUCUGGAAUCGCUGGAAAAUAGUUUCGAUUUUGUAAGGGACUGCUUAAAGGAAUGCUGGACUGAGAAUCCCGAAGACAGGCCGGAUUUUAAGAGCAUAAGAACUAAGUUAAGGCCUUUGAGGAAAGGAAUGAAACCGAACAUUUUCGACAAUAUGAUGGCGAUGAUGGAGAAGUAUGCCAAUAAUUUGGAGGUAUUAGUAGACGAGCGUACGGAUCAGUUGCAAGAAGAAAAGAAGAAAACUGAGGCUCUACUCUUCGAAAUGCUGCCUCGGCCAGUUGCAGAACAACUAAAGAAGGGGAACAAAGUGGAAGCUGAGAGCUUCGAUUGCGUUACUAUAUAUUUCAGCGACAUAGUUGGUUUUACAACCAUGUCAGCCGAGAGUACGCCUCUGCAGGUUGUGGACUUUUUGAACGAUUUGUACACAUGCUUCGAUUCCAUUAUUGAGAACUAUGACGUGUACAAAGUUGAGACGAUUGGAGACGCAUACAUGGUGGUAAGUGGUCUCCCAAUCCGGAACGAAAAUCUACAUGCUGCUGAAAUAGCUACGAUGUCCCUGCAUUUGUUAUCAGAAGUAAAGCAGUUUUCUAUCAGACAUCGGCCGACGGAGAAAUUAAUGUUGAGAGUAGGAAUCCAUUCAGGACCUGUUUGCGCUGGAGUUGUGGGUUUAAAAAUGCCUAGAUACUGCCUUUUUGGUGAUACUGUAAACACUGCCAGUCGAAUGGAAUCAACAGGAAUUCCAUUAAAAAUUCACUGCAGCAAGGCCUGCAAGGAGCUCCUGACCAAGAUAGGCGGGUAUCACUUACUCGAGAGAGGCAUAAUAUCCAUCAAAGGGAAGGGGGACCAGAAGACGUACUGGUUAGUGGGCGAAGACCCACAUUUCCGGGUAAUUAGGAAGGAGGAAAGGGAACGGCGUAGGGUCAACGCUGAAGGGAAGAACAUAAAGACCGCUCAAUUGGAUAGCAACGGCCAUUACAUCAUCACGAGGAGCUCCUUGAAGAAUAAAAAUAGCAUUAUCAGGAGCCCUUUGCUGCGAUGUUCGUCCUUCGAGAGCCCUAAGAGACUUAGAUUCGCCAGCGGCGAAAACUUGGAACGAAAAAACGGAGAAAAGCUCCUCGACGUGAUAUUCGACAACAGCCCGUGCAAAAAGUCUGUCAAUUCGCUGUUGGAGAACUCCACAGACUGCUGUAGCGAAGCUUGGAAAACUUCUAGCAACUCCUGUCCCUGCAUUGAAAACUUGGCGAACUCCGCGGCUACCCUAGCUCAAUCCCAGUUAUCAAUGCUCGCCAGAGACGAGAAAAAUAUCAAAUACAGCAAACCUUCCUAUAACAGCGUGCCGACUCUAUGUUACCGUCUGUCGCUGCCACCCUAUCCCGCCAUUCACGCGAUAUCCGCCCCUGCUAGCCCCAGGAAGCAGGAUUUACUUUUGGCGAAGUUCCCGGAGUGCGAGGAGGUCGUUCCGUGGGCCGAUUGCACUCCGUUACUGAAGAUAACUCAACCGCAAGAUUCCGAAACGUGUGUUUAAUCUGUCGCAUACUAGAUUUUCACUCUGAAAUAUUAUUUUUGCGUUUCAGAACUAAAAAUUAGAAACAAAAAAUUCUAAGACCAGAUCUGACCUACGCAGGGUGACAUCUGUAGUGGUUACUGACCAAUGUGUUCCAAAUUAUAAUCAUCCGUUGCAAAGUCGAACACCUGUAUUGGUUACAAAUUUAUUUGGGCCUUAUUAACAUGUUAAUUUUUUUAUAAAAUAUUUUCAAAUGAAAAUAAAAUGUGUAAAAAAAAAUAUAUUACGAAUAGUCGUUU
Messenger RNA from Anoplophora glabripennis (Asian longhorned beetle), 4121 nucleotides. Its product is annotated as guanylate cyclase 32E. Gene Ontology annotation, molecular function: protein kinase activity; guanylate cyclase activity; ATP binding. Lineage: Eukaryota; Metazoa; Arthropoda; Insecta; Coleoptera; Cerambycidae. The coding region runs from base 1 to 3843 and encodes 1280 amino acids. Gene Ontology annotation, cellular component: membrane. The transcript has 23 exons. Gene Ontology annotation, biological process: intracellular signal transduction; protein phosphorylation; cGMP biosynthetic process. The record is from RefSeq and is a predicted model, not a curated record.